UAUAUAUAUAUUUAUAUAUCUGGUAUAAGUAAAGAUAAAUUAUAUAAACAUGGUGAUGUGUAUGUUAAACGUCGGUUUCGUACUAACAUUGGAAUAUACAAUUUGAUACUUUUUACCACCUCUAACUUAUAUAAAGAUAUUAAUCAAAAAUUUUCGGGAAAAGAAAUCCUGGGUCUGGAGCUAAAGACUUUUUAUUUGCAUGGUGGGAUAAUAGAGAGUGACAAAACGACCAUAGCAACCAACUGAACAAACAUGACAAGAAGGACACUAUAUAGCUUAGUGUUCAUCGUAUUAUUACUUCAUGGACGUGUGUGUAUGGGGUCAAAUUGCUACUGUUUCAAUGCAGAUGAACUAGACACUGACGACAUACAUGAUGAAUCUGCCGAAAAAUGCUUGAGCUCUUCUUCCACGAGCAGUGAAGAUUACGUUUUCAUUUACAAGUUUAAUGUUACAGAAUCGUGUGUCGGUAAGUGUGGAAAAAAGCUAGACAAAAGCCUACCAUGCCAAUGUAACAAACCCUGUACAAAACACAAAGACUGUUGUGAAGACUAUGAUGCUUUCUGUUCAGAAUCUUGUGUCGAUAGAUGUGAGACAAAACCAGACCGAAGGCUCUCAUGCCAAUGUAACACAGACUGUAAACAUAACUGUUGUGAGGACUAUGAUACUUUCUGUUCAGAAGAGGAGAAUGGUAAAUGGAAUGUUCUUCGAUGUGAAGGGGGAGAAACUUCUGAAGACCUUUUGUUGGUUAAAUCGUCGUCAUUUAAAUGCCGUGACCUCGUAUCAUUUUAUUGUAGAAAUGGUUCUAGUCCACAGAAGACCAUAACAACAGUGAAAUCACUGGAAAGCAAUUUUACCACGCCAAUGAAACCCCGUCAGAUUACUCCGCCGAUAGGUUCUAGUCCACAGAAGAGCAUAACAACAGUUAAAUCACGGGAAAGCAAUUUUACCACGCCAUUGAAACCUGAUCAGAUUACUCCGCAGAUAGGCGUUAUAGUUGGUAUUGUAUCACCAAUCGUUGCUAUUGGAGUAGUAGUUUUUGUAGUGAUAGUCUGUCGUCGACGAAGAUCAGCAAGGAGAAAACCGGUUCACAAACAAGAUUCACAUGGGCAAAGUGAUACGGAAAAGAUUGAACAUUUGGGAAACAAAAAUGGCUAUGCCUACUGUGAAAUUGAAAUGGAGGCUACCAAUAAAAAAGAUCACAUGGAUAAUGGUGACAAUGAAUACACAACUGGGACAUCAGAUGUAUAUGAUCAUUUGAAUGAACAUAAGAACAGAAAAAUACAAACAGAGAACCCACAUGCUAUAUAUGAUCACGCUAUUGGAGACAAUGCUGAACCUGAUUACGACAGUACCAAACAUGUUGUACCGACAAAUCUGGAUUACCAAGAAGUCCGAAUUCGCAGUGAAGACGAAAGCUACAGAGAGAAGCUUUAACUUUCCGUUCAAACUGUUAUGCAUCAAGGUGGACUUUCAAUUCCGUUUCUUGCUUUUGAAGGUUUAGUUACUAUCCCAUGAAUCACAUUUUAAUGUAUGUAGUACAGAAAUAUUUAGAAAUUGUUUCAAUAUUUAGAAGUGCAUAGUGUCAAGUACUGGGGUAUCUUAUAUAAAACAAUCGUUAUUUUAUCAAGUAUAUGUACUCGGGAAUAGUUGUCAGACAGUGCUUAAUUAUUUUUUUUUUAUUUGUCUUUUUAUAUUUAUCAUUUGCAUUCAUAUAAACAAUGAUACAGAAACUGUUAACACAAUAAAUGUACAUAUUUUGCAA
Mytilus californianus (California mussel) is the source of this 1762-nucleotide messenger RNA. RefSeq lists its product as uncharacterized. The record is from RefSeq and is a predicted model, not a curated record. The transcript is spliced from 10 exons. The coding region runs from base 253 to 1434 and encodes 393 amino acids. NCBI's taxonomy places the organism in Eukaryota, Metazoa, Mollusca, Bivalvia, Mytilida, Mytilidae.